AUUCGCCGCCUGUAAUGGCGGAGCCGCCGGUGAUAGGCGGGCGCGGCCCCACGCUGCCAUAUUGGAGCUCACGCGCGCAUUCACACACACGACAUGGACGCGAAGCAGCGGUCUGAGCGGAGAGUCCGUGCCCAGAGUGACGGGCAGCGUGUCGCCGCUUGCCCCGGGCCCGGAAGAAGUCCUGCGGUACCGCUCCCCUCUGGUGUCCCGAUAUGCCAGCCGGGAAAUGGCCUUCAACUUCAGCGACAGCAAGAAAUUCCAGACCUGGAGGCGGCUGUGGUUGUACCUGGCGCAGGCCCAGCGGAGCCUGGGGCUACCAGUGUCAGAGGAGCAGAUCCAAGAGAUGGAGGCCAACUUGGAGAACAUAGACUUCAAAAUGGCAGCUGAGGAGGAGAAGCGCUUGCGGCAUGAUGUCAUGGCCCACGUGCAUACAUUUGCACACUGUUGUCCCAGAGCAGCACCCAUCAUUCACCUGGGAGCCACUUCCUGUUAUGUAGGGGACAAUACUGACCUUAUAGUGCUGCGUGAUGGCCUUGAUCUACUGCUUCCAAAGCUUGCUCGGGUCAUAAGCCGCUUGGCUGACUUUGCAGAACAAUACGCUGAUCUUCCAACCUUAGGAUUCACCCACUAUCAACCGGCCCAGCUGACCACUGUAGGAAAACGUGCUUGUCUGUGGCUUCAAGACCUGUGCAUGGAUUUGCGCAAUCUGGAGCGAGCCAGGAAUGAACUCCGCUUCCGCGGGGUAAAGGGCACAACCGGAACACAGGCCAGCUUCUUGCAGCUAUUUGAGGGAGACCAUGACAAGGUAGAAGAGUUAGACAGACUGGUGACCAGUAUGGCAGGAUUUAAAAGGGCAUAUAUAGUUACUGGACAAACCUAUAGUCGUAAAGUGGAUGUAGAAGUAUUGUCUGUCCUGGCCAGCUUAGGAGCCACAGUCCACAAGAUAUGUACUGAUAUUCGUUUGUUAGCCAACUUGAAGGAACUUGAGGAGCCAUUUGAGAAGGAGCAAAUUGGAUCUAGUGCGAUGCCCUACAAGAGAAAUCCCAUGCGCUCCGAGCGUUGCUGCAGCCUGGCCCGUCAUCUCAUGACACUUAUUAUGAACCCGCUGCAGACGGCUUCUGUACAGUGGUUUGAGCGUACUCUGGAUGACAGCGCCAAUAGGCGGAUUUGCUUGGCAGAAGCUUUUCUAACUGCAGAUAUCAUACUCAGCACUCUGCAGAAUGUCUCUGAAGGGCUUGUGGUUUACCCUAAGGUGAUUGAAAGGCGCAUCCGCCAAGAGCUUCCAUUCAUGGCCACAGAGAACGUGAUUAUGGCUAUGGUGAAAAGUGGAGGGAAUAGGCAGGACUGCCAUGAGCGUAUCAGGGUGCUGUCUCAACAAGCUGCUGCUGUAGUAAAACAGGAAGGUGGUGACAAUGACCUGAUCAGCAGGAUCCGAUCUGACCCCUACUUUGCUCCAAUUCAUGGACAACUAGAACUACUGAUGGAUCCAAAAUCUUUUAUUGGGAGGGCUCCUCAACAGGUGGUGAGGUUUUUAAAGGAAGAGGCAAUUCCGCUGCUGACCCCCUACCAGAAUAAAAUGGAUGUGAAGAUUGAGCUGGACCUUUGAUAUGUGCCAAGAUGAGAGAUAUAUUUAUUUUGGAAAUUAAAAAAAAAUUGAUGAA
Messenger RNA from Bufo gargarizans (Asiatic toad), 1661 nucleotides. RefSeq names its product adenylosuccinate lyase (gene ADSL). Gene Ontology annotation, molecular function: (S)-2-(5-amino-1-(5-phospho-D-ribosyl)imidazole-4-carboxamido) succinate lyase (fumarate-forming) activity; N6-(1,2-dicarboxyethyl)AMP AMP-lyase (fumarate-forming) activity. Gene Ontology annotation, cellular component: cytosol. Bases 227 to 1606 code for a protein of 459 amino acids. The transcript has 13 exons. Lineage: Eukaryota; Metazoa; Chordata; Amphibia; Anura; Bufonidae. The record is from RefSeq and is a predicted model, not a curated record. Gene Ontology annotation, biological process: 'de novo' AMP biosynthetic process.